UUUUACUAUUAACUCUUGGCGCGUUGAUUGUUUGCCACGUUAUUUUUCGCUUGCUUCGUUUUUUUUACUUGAGCGUGUGAUAUUAAGAUCUUAUCUUGCAGUCUUUGGUUCUUAUGAACCAUGUUGAUCCCUGAAGACCAAAUAUGGAUGGUCGUUGUUGGUUUCAUAAUAGCUUUUAUUCUUGCUUUUGGAAUUGGUGCAAAUGAUGUGGCAAAUUCAUUCGGGACUAGUGUUGGGGCCAAAGUAUUAACACUGAAACAAGCUUGUAUUCUUGCUACAAUCUGUGAAUUAAGCGGUUCUGUUCUUUUAGGUGCUAAAGUUUCCAAUACCAUACGGAAAGGUAUUGUUAGUGUCGAACUUUUUCAAACCAUCGACAACGGGCAUGUACUCUUGAUGGCCGGACAGGUUGCUGCUCUGGGUGGUUCUUGUAUUUGGCUUUUGGUUGCUACAUUCUUCCGUCUUCCAGUCUCUGGCACACAUAGUAUUGUAGGUGCAACGAUAGGUUUUAGUCUUGUUGUUUUUGGACUCAAUGCUAUUCAAUGGAAAGGACUACUCAAAAUUGUUGGAUCAUGGUUUCUCUCACCUCUUCUAAGCGGUUUGGCAUCUAUCGGAGUAUUUUUCCUAAUGCGUUUUAUGGUGCUGAGAAAAGAAGAUCCUCUUGAACCUGCACUUAAACUUAUCCCAGGUUUUUUCGGCACAGUGGUUCUGGUCAAUAGUUUUUCAAUAUUUUACGAAGGACCUUCAUUGCUGAAAUUCGAUAGGAUACCUCUUUAUGGAAUAUUUAUAAUUAGCUGUGGUUUAGGUAUUAUCACUGUUCUACUUGUGAAGUUUGUUUGGGUACCUUUGGUUCGUCGACAUAUUUUAACUGGAGAAUCGAGUAGACAUAUUUUAAAAGGCUAUUUUUCCCGUAAGAGCAAAAAGAAAUUGUCAGUCGCUGUAGACGAUAGGUAUCAAUCUGUUGAGGAUAAUAAAUCUUCCAAACUUUCAAGCAGUAAUCAUGAAUCGAUUGAUAUGGAUACGUAUGUACCUCGUGCAGAGGGAGAGGCUGUGGUUGGAUUUCGAAACAAUGUUGCCAAAGGUAAUACAGAUGACAAAGACAAACUUGGACGAGUUACUAAUGAAAAUAAUGGUGUAUUGCAGGGAUUAGAAAAUCAAAAUAAAGUUUCAAGUCAUUUCGAAGUGAAACCAAGUAAUCUAGAUGAAACAGUUUAUAAAAGAAAUCAGUUAAAUAAGGUUUUGGAUUAUUCACCAAAUGAUCAAAAUGCCAUCACGGAUGGUAGUCAUAAUUUAACUAAUGGUAAAAUGAAUGUAUCAUUUCCUCCUAACCUGUCUACAAUUGGUGAAGAACCAGAUCCUAUCGAUUCAGUUAAAGAUCGUCCUGCUGAAGCUCAAGUUUUCUCUUCUUUACAAAUUUUAACAGCUGUUUUUGGAUCAUUUGCUCAUGGUGGUAAUGAUGUAAGUAAUGCUAUCGGGCCGUUGAUUGGUUUAUGGCUUAUUGCCACAACACAAUCAGUUGAUUCAUCGAAAACUACAGAUGUUUGGAUUUUGGUUUAUGGUGGUGUUGGUAUAUCAGUUGGUCUUUGGAUAUGGGGUAGACGAGUUAUUCAAACAUUAGGUGAAGAUCUGACGAAAAUAUCACCUUCCAGGUCAUAAGAUUCAUUCUCUGAUGGAACAACAGCAAGUAAAAACACGAAUUUAAAGAAGAAUGUUGGAUCACUGUGGUGGUGGGAUGUAGUCGAUGUAAAUUCUUACCAAACAAGAACUUUUCUUCAGUAAUCGACAUCUUAUUUGAUUCUGACAGUGCACAAUAAAGUGGUUUUUCAGUGUCAUCUUUUUUAAAGUGUACUUUGUGUCCGCUGUGAGAGUCAUCUGAUGGGAUGCAAAGAAAGUGAAAUUAUAACGAGUGUUUAGUAUUUUUUAGUUUUUUGGUAUAACUUACAAUACUUUUCAGCUCGUCACUUAGUUAAUAUUCAGCGAUCAAGACGUGGAGACAGUUGUGUCCCUUUUCUUCUGUUCCUUUUUUGAAGGAAUUUAUGGGGAUCGUUAAAUGUUCAUAGCUUACAUCACGCGUUGAUUUUACUUAAGCAACCAGUAUGGGACUGCUCGUUAAUGAGCAUCCUUAACCCCACUGAGGAUCAAGUUUAAGGAUUUAAUUUCUUGAGAUGAGCACUUAACCUUCAGACCACUUAGUUUGCAUCUAAUGGUUUACACCAACUGAAAUCAAUUAGCGAUAUUGUGCAACCACAAUCCAUUUCCUGUGAUGGGUAUCUGUCUCACACUUGACUGGUCACGCCUUCUCAUUGGAACUCCUGGAAAUUUGUCACUAUUGAACACAACUAUUAUUGGUACGGCGUUUGUAGAAAUAGUUGGAUUGGUUUCGUUUAUAUACACUAUAUGUAGGUCGGGCGUAAGUGUAUGAAAAUGGAAGUUCAAGAAAACUCACCAAUUCUUUACUAUACAUUUUCACUGAAUUGUUUAUUUUUAUUAUUAAUAACAUUAGUAUCAUUAUUCUUUUAUUUUGUUAUCAGUGGUGUCUGUAUUGAAAUUGGUUCAGCCCUAACUGUAUUAAUUGCUAGUAAAAUUGGUCUUCCAAUAUCAACUACACAUUGUAAAGUUGGUUCAGUGGUAUUUGUUGGACGUGCACGUUCUAGAGACAAUGUUAAUUGGGGUAUAUUUCGUAAUAUUCUAGUUGCAUGGUUGGUAACCUUACCCGCUGCUGGUGCUAUCUCUGCUUUACUCAUGUAUAUAUUUACAUUUGUAGUAUGAAUUUAGUUUAUUAUUAAUAAAUAUUUUAUGAUUAAAAAAUCUGUUUUUAUAAGUAAAAUGAACGAACAGAAUAAACUAAAUCUCACAAAUCAUUAAUGUAACUUCUUGUUUGUAUCCUCAUUCAUUUUGAGCGAACUGAUUGAUUUUUUUCUGCUCACUUUUUCAUUUACUUACUAGAUUUCUAUUGUUUUUGUUCUUUUUUUCGUUCAACACAUCCGCUUGUAAACACAUAUGCACAUACACAGAAUAGAAAAACAUUUACUUUUCUCCCUCGUUAUCAUUACUAUUAUUGUGAACUGAUCUCGUAUUAAUUAGAUAAAUGUUCUUAUUAGUACAAGUGGUGAUGGUUUAUUUAGUUGAUGUUCUGUUUAAAAAUAAAAGUCCCCUUAAUCUCUUAUCAUCUUUAUUACGUUCAACGUCUGUGGAAAUAGUACCCUGUUCACCAGUUAACACUGUACACAGUUUACUCACAUACAUACACAUAAACAGAGACAAGGAAUAGUAAAAAAAAACAGAUUUGUAGCAACAUCCUUUUGAAUUGUAACAUAAAACAUUAUUAUUUCCUUGUAAUUUUGUUUUUAUCAACUAAUAUUAGUGAAAAAAUGUUUUAUUUUUCUAGUUACUACUUCCUUGAUAAGUUGUUUGUUUAAUGAGCAGUUAUUAUUAAUUAUUAAUUUAUGAUGUGAUUCAAUUAAUUAAUUAAGAGAACCUUUGAAAAAUGUUUGUUCGGUUGUUUUUUUCCCCAUGUUUCUUUAUUAAUCAUAUAAACUAUAGGAUAGAUAGAUUGAACUAAUGAUAUCACUUUUUGUAAGAAAUAAAUCUUGGAUUUGUUUCGAUUAAUGAUGAAACGACGUUAAUACAUAGUAAAAUGGUAUUACAUUCACUUUGAACACCAUUAUUUACAGUGGUGUUAUUUUCUCUGAGCUGGAUGGUUUCAUAUUGUAUCUUAGAUCUUGUUUCAAUAUACUGAGUUAUCUCAAAAUGUAUCUUUACAGAUAGACUUUUUAGUGGGUAAAAAUGUACUAGUUGGAUGAUAUUGUAUUUUAUCCAGUGAAUGAAUAUAAUUGUAGUGGGUA
Schistosoma intercalatum is the source of this 3842-nucleotide messenger RNA. The record is from the annotation of a GenBank genome assembly. NCBI's taxonomy places the organism in Eukaryota, Metazoa, Platyhelminthes, Trematoda, Strigeidida, Schistosomatidae.